GCGCUGUCGGUGGGCGUGAUAGCCAAUAGGAGCAGGGAGAGGGGUCCCGGGACUAGGAAGAAACGGCGGCCGGGAGGGGGCUACUGGGACCAUGGGGCUUCUGACCAUUCUGAAGAAGAUGAAGCAGAAAGAGCGGGAGCUGCGACUGCUCAUGCUAGGCCUGGACAAUGCUGGCAAAACAACCAUCCUCAAGAAGUUCAACGGGGAAGACAUCGACACCAUCUCCCCGACACUGGGCUUCAACAUUAAGACCCUGGAACACCGGGGAUUCAAGCUGAACAUCUGGGAUGUGGGCGGCCAGAAGUCCCUGCGGUCCUACUGGCGGAACUACUUUGAGAGCACCGACGGCCUCAUCUGGGUGGUGGACAGCGCCGACCGGCAGCGCAUGAAGGACUGCCAGCGGGAGCUCCAGAGCCUGUUGGUGGAGGAGCGCCUGGCUGGAGCGACCCUCCUCAUCUUUGCCAAUAAGCAGGACCUACCCGGAGCGCUGUCCUCUAACGCCAUCUGUGAGGCCCUGGAGCUGGACUCCAUCCACAGCCACCACUGGUGCAUCCAGGGCUGCAGCGCCGUCACCGGGGAGAACCUCCUACCUGGCAUCGACUGGCUCCUGGAUGACAUUUCCAGCCGCGUCUUCACGGCCGACUGAACCACUCCAGACGUUCCCCCCCACACACCCCCACACCUCACAGUCCAGCCCCCUCCCCCGGCCCUCAUCAGGCACCAUCCACGGGGGAGAUGGCAGUCGGCCAGGCUGACUAACACCCCCCGCCCCACUCCGUAACCUGCUGCUGCUAACACUACCCACUGCUUCUGGGCGGCCGGCUCCCGUGGCCGGAGGGCUGCUUCCCUGGCUGUCACCCUGGCUCCUGACCCGGCCCGCCUGCGGAGGAGAGGGCUGGGGCUGGGAGGGGGCCGCCUCUGCUGCUACCAAGGCUGUGGGCCUCAUCCUUUGCUCAGCUGUAAGAAUAAACCGUUCCCUGCCCCA
Molecule: messenger RNA, 985 nt
Organism: Prionailurus viverrinus (fishing cat)
Lineage: Eukaryota; Metazoa; Chordata; Mammalia; Carnivora; Felidae
Gene: ARL2
Product: ADP ribosylation factor like GTPase 2
Exons: 5
Coding region: 92-646 (184 amino acids)
Biological process (GO): protein folding
Cellular component (GO): cytoplasm; microtubule cytoskeleton
Molecular function (GO): GTPase activity; GTP binding
Source: RefSeq, a predicted model, not a curated record